AGCUGGGCAUGGCGACAGAGUACCAGUAGGACGAGAAGCAAAGCCAUGGAAUGGAUCUUGCUGCUGUUCUCCGCUGUCGUCUGCUGUCAUGGAGGGGCGGUGUGGGACUCCUGGUAUAAUUUUGAUUUCAUUGAAAAUGCGCAAUUCUGUCCAAACGUCUACCCACUCUUUAAGUACCAGCACCUCUCCAAACGCUCUACCUCGUCCAAUUGGAGCCAAGGGACACCUGCAACGGACGGAAACGCCACAGCUUCCGGUAUAUAUACGCAUGCGCACGACAACAAAGCAGACGACAGCGAUCCCUUUCUGAUAUCCAGGUCACAUUUUAGUGAAGACCUCGAUGAUGAUUUUGAUGAGACAAAUGACUCUUUCGAUGCGGGUGAAGAAGAAGAUGACAACAACGAAGGAGAAGACAGUGAAUUGCCGGCUAUAAACGACCCCAUGGAAAACCCUGACGAUUUCUUCUACGAUGACGGUGAAGGAUCCGAGGAGUCGCCGCGGUAUAGGGAUAUGAAGAAAACCCCUAUGUUACCGACCAUAGAACUUUACAAGACAAAAGCGAAGCCGCUGUCUAAGGAUGACCCUUACGUCAACGCCGCCAUUACUAGGUUACCUUACACAAACAUAACUUACGUCAAGGACUACAAAAGAAAACCAGUAGCCAUUGGCUCGGGGACUUUUGCUCACGUUUACCUGGCAAAAGUUGCGAUAGGCGUCCAAAAGAAGGACGCCGCGGUUAAAGUUCUUUUGGAAUACAAACCGAUGCAGAUAUUUCACGAAGCCAGGUUGCUGGAGUACCUUAAGGAUACGGGCCUCUUUCCUGAUCUAUAUGGAGUUGCGAGAAAUUAUAUUCGGGGAGCGAACUCCUGGGCACUGGUACAGGAGUACUAUGCGGAUGGAGAGACGGCUUGGGACUUCCUCCACAGCCGUGGCAACACUUAUGACGUUAUAAGCCCUCACAACUGGCUGCAGCUCUGCCUAGACGCCGCAGAAGGAAUGCAGAAGCUGCACGAGAGACACGUUCUGUUCAACGACUUCAAGUCCAACAAUAUGCUACUUGCCAAGGAGGACGGACGUUACAGAAUGAAGCUUAUUGACGUUGGCUGUUCGUCGUAUCGCACUGGACAUGCUUUCGCCAAGUCGACCGUAGAGGAGCGGAAAGAGAUGGAUUUUAUUGCCCCAGAGGCCCACGACGGAGAGAAGACCACGGUGGCAUCUGAUAUAUUUAGUCUGGGUUUCUUCAUCUAUGAAGUUGGGGACAUGACGGACCUGGUCAAGCUGCUCCCCCUGGGCAAAGAGUGUUUGGUGGAGGACCCCCAGGAGAGACCCAGCAUCCAGUACAUCAUUAACAGUCUUAAGCGCAUACGACAGGAGCUAGACCGCGAGACGUCGCUGAUGUUCCCCAGAACGCCGGCACUGCCAGAGACUAACGUGCCAAGGAGUAAGGUUUCCUCUUCAUUAUUCAACACCAACGACACAUUUGUGACCACCCCCGUGACACGUAUUCCCAGCAAUGACAUCACCAUCAUCUUGAACACGCGGGGAAGGCCCGUGGAGGUCGGUAAGGGGACAUUCGCUUACGUCUAUCUGGCUCAUCUCAAAGCGUCCGAUGGCGGAGACAAGAAGCGCGUGGUUGUUAAAGUCCUCAAAAAGCCCCGUGUAAAGCAAAUUAUUCACGAAUUAAGAAUGUAUGAGUACAUAAACCGGAGCGACUUGUUCCCGGUCACUUACGGCAUGGCAAAAGUGACAGUAAAGGAAAAAGUCCAGUGGGGCCUGGUGCAGGAGUACUAUGGGAACGGGCUCACCAUGUGGGAUCUCCUAUACAAAAAAGUCUACUUCGACGCCCAAAGCUGGCUUGCAAUCUGCCUCAAGAUGGCGGAAGGACUCAAGGCGUUCCACGACAAAGACGUUAUAUUUAAUGACUUCAAGACGGACAAUAUUCUCAUCCAGAGGCUUGGCAAGGACCAUUACGGGAACCCCGUUCUGGUGGAUGUUGGACACACCUCCUACAAGCAGGGGUUUGAAUACGCAGAGUCUACUGACGAGGAGAGGGAAUCCAUGAAAUACCUUUCCCCCGAGGCACACGAUGGAGUGGCGACCACAGUGGCGUCUGAUGUGUUCUCCCUAGGCUAUGCCUUGUAUGAGGUCUACGACUACGCUCAGUUAUUCGUGCUGAAGGAUUUGGCUGAGGAAUGUAUGGAAUCGGCCCCAGAAGACAGGCCUAGCAUGGAUUACGUGAUUGAUCAGCUAAAGGUAUUGCUGUCCAUGGUUAAAAAGACUGGGGAUAUAUUCCCUGCGUCUCCUAACUUACCUGAGCCUCCUUUCUAUGACACUAAAGCUGAUGUAACAGACGAUGGAGAUCCUUACAUGGCGGCGGUAAUCAAGAGAAUCCCACGCUCCGAGAUCUCGUUUGAACGCGACCAGAACGGGACCGUGAAAUUAGGUGACUCAACGCACGCAGUUGUAUAUCGCGCAAAUUACAUCACUAAAGGUAAGAAGAGAAGUGUUGCCGUGAAGAUCAUGACGCCACCGAAGUAUAAACAGCAAGUGCACGAGAUCAGAAUCUCGAAUGUUCUCAGGGGCACUGGGAUGUUUCUCAAGAUGUUUGGCAUGGUGCGCACCAACGUCACGGACGGGUCGCAGCUUGAGUGGGGGCUUGUACAGGAGAACUUCGCCGACGGAUUUACGCUUUGGGAUGCCAUUAGUAAGAUUGACAAAAAACAGCCGAUCAGCGCCGAAUUGAAGAAAACGUGGCGGGAAAUAUGCUUGCACAUGGCAAAGACAAUGAAAGCAGUUCACUCCAGAGAUGUCCUCUUUAACGAUUUUAAGGCCAGCAAUAUUCUUAUCGUAUUAAAAGACGAUGAGGAUUUUGAACUUAAAUACAUUGAUCUGGGUUUAGCUUCAUACAAAAGAGGAUUUGAAUACGCAGUCUCCAGUGAAGCGGAGCGUCUCUCGAUCCCCCAUCUAGCUCCCGAAGCGCACGACGGCUACGUUACGUCAACUGCUUCUGACGUGUACAGCCUUGGAUACACUAUACAUCACAUAGCAACCACAAUACGUGACGUCAACCUCAUGAAGACUUGCAUCACGUGCGUUGCUAGGAAAGAAGAGGAAAGACCCACUGUCAAUGAUAUUAUUAACAAGAUAGAGAAGCUCAUCGCCAAACGAAAGUAACGCACAGGCAGAUAGUUUGAAAACCUCAGUGUUGACUUGGUCUUAUUUUCAAGGGACAUAUUUGUAAAAUAUGCAAAUGUAAAAAAACUGCAUUUACAAGUAUAGAAAAGUAAUAGUAUUAAGAAUGGCACUAAAUCACUGAUGUUGCUUGAGGUAAGCAGUUUUAAACAGCUUUAACGACCAUUGCUGUUGUACACAAUAACACUCAAAGAAGUGUUUGUAUAUAGUUUUGUGUACAAAGCAAGUCAAAUAUGGUGCUCCUAUAGCAAUAUUAAAACACGAUAGUUAAAAAACGACGUAGCUGCAGAUUUUACCUAAUACUGAUUUUAGUAUGAUGUAACCCACACAUGUCAGGUUUGAGGAGGCCCGUCAUACCAGUUCGCGGAAGAUCUGCAGCUACAAAGAAUAAGUUAUUUUACAUGAUAAAGAAACCCGUUUUAAUGGAAACUAUCCGAAAAAAAAGCCCAAAAGCCAAAACGAGGCGGUCGGUGCUGUGUGUAUCAUACGAGACCUGUAAACGUGUCAGAAUCGGCGUGAAGCGGGGCUAACCUUAUAGGCAGUAAUGUUGAAACUAUGGGCCGGGAAUUUAGUCGUCAAAAAGCAUUACAGAAACAAUAUGCUUCUUAUAAUGAAUACGUACUGUUGUGCAUAAUUCACAGGCUUCAAGAGAUAACGAAUAGAAAAAUAUCCCUUGGUAAAUUUUGUCAGUUUUUAUUCGCGGUUGCGCAAUACUAGCUCGGGUGCCAUUAUUUCUGACCCCACCCCCUCCAAAUCUCGCGCUAUCUUGUUCGAUUUUGCGCUAAGUCUCACGACGUAGGGCUAUCUCGGAUGGUUUUCAUUUGAGAAUUAGGACUUAAUUAUCAUUGUGUUCGGACCUCAGCUUUUCUUUCCACGUAGUUAAAGUUGCUUGUAAUCGUCAUAGGCCUCAACAUUUUUUGACGGUUCAUGUAUUAAUACUGUUGCCUUCCAUAUAUGACGUCGGCGGUUGGCAUGAUAACGAAAGGGUCUCCGGUUAAGCUACGAUACAGAUAUUUCAUUUUUCCGUGUGAAUCAGGUAGACUGUGAAAAUUGUCAUGCUGUGAAGAGAUGACUAGCGUCCAAUUUCGAUGGAUGCAUCAUGAAAUAGAAGGUCCAAAAAAUCAGACUUUAGUAAAUUCGUUUAAACACAUUUUGUGAAGAUUACUUCGAAGCGCUCUGUGAUACGACAGGUAAAGUGCAGUAUUAUAGCAUCUAAGGCACUAUAAUUAUUUUGUAGCAUUUACGUUAAGAUCAUAGUUCAAAGGUCAUAGUUCAUAGGUCAUAGUUCAACAAACAUUACAAGAUUUUAAAUGCUGACCUCAUUCCCUCUUCAAGAGAUUCUUCAGUAGAUAUUUUCAGUGACACGAUCGUUUCAUUUAUUGCACUUCCCAUGUCCAUCGUGAUUCAUGUCAAGCACCAGCUGCACAUUUCCAUGUUCAUCUGCCCCCAAUUUAUAAUUGGAUAUAGAGCAACUUUACCGACGUGUGGUAGGAGUCUUAAAACUUCCUCAUAUUUACUCUCCUCUCCAUGUGAUAUGUUUCUUUUCCUGCGUUUCAAUGUCUCUGUUAUUAACACCAUCAUGCAAAUUGAAAUGGAGAUUAUUUUUCCCAUGCUCUGAGGUAAAAGACGCGACCAUUUAAUUGCAAUGUAAAUUUAGCUAUAAACUAAGUAUGGAUAAGACAUGAACUUAUUUUUGUAAACCUUUUAAAGUCGUAUUGUCACAAUUAGGAAUUUGGCGACAAAGGAUGAGAUAUCUAGUCACAAGUAAAUCGUGUUAAGGAAAGGUAAUCUGAUUAAGAUCAUAAUUAUAUAAUGUGAUUUUAUUUUGAACAUGUAUAUAUAUUGGGUUGUGAUGGUAGCGCUUAGGGUGCAGAGGAUUCUAAGUCAUGUUAUUAUAUCAAGUAUUGUCAUAUACAAUAUGUACCUGAUCAUGAAUGGAAAUCACACGAUUUAAUUAUUUUUCAUAGAAUUAUAUUUGAUAUGAAAUUGACAAAACUUCCAUCGGAUAAGAUAAUUACAUGCCCAUUUUACUUUUUAUAUCAUAUUUGUCACAAGGUGUUUCCCGCCGCAUGUGGGGUGCAUAGCAAACCCACCAAAAGGCUAGAUUACAUUUGCCAUGCGAUGUCGGUACGGCGCUCGUACACUGCCUGCGAAUCCCUUUUUGUGCGACGUCUCUGCGGAGACUGGCUUGUUGCCUUGCGAAAUUGUACGAAAUCUCUAGAUUUUGUCAUGCCAAAACGCUUGACAAUUUAUUAAAUCGUACCAUCAUACGGCGCCCGUGGCAGAUUUAGUCCGGACUAAUGUCAUAUAUUGUAUGUUCUUAGAUGACAUACAAACAAUGUCACCCGUCAAUUGUCAUUAUGAAUAUCACAACAUUGUGUUAACUGAAAUUUGCGGCAUUCCAUAUUUAUGAAGCGUCUCUUGUUGACUAAAGGCGAAACACGUACAACUGAUGGUAUUUAUUAAUUGCUCAACAGUUUGUAUACAAUUCUUGAAUAAAUUACCUUUUGGAUUCAACUAUACAAUCUUGACUAUGAGUUAUAAUGGAUGUGACCGGGCAAACUGGAAUAUUCAUCGAGUUGAAUUGCGGCAACAGAUUGGUUGUCUCCAAAAUAAUAAUAAUAAUUAUUAUUAUAAUAAUAAUAAUAACAGACUAACAACAGAAAAGACGAUUUUUUACACCAACACAAAUGAAUUACCCAGUAGAUGUAAAAUAGUUUAAUGCCGCAUAGAAUUGUAGAAAUAAAAAGUAAACGUGCUCCAAAGACCAAAAGAGCUAAUGGUAACGAGACCUUAUGCAUUUUUCCAUUAGAAAGGACUGAACAUUUACUAAUAGUUUUCUUAUCGAAAAUAUCACAUUUCACAUUUGACAUCAAACCUAAGGUCAGCAAAAUGGUUAGUCUUCAUGAUGUUCUAUAAAGUGAUGUGCCAUGAAAAUGAUAUCAAUUUUAUUUUGCGAGUAUAUUGUGAGCUAAUACAGCCAAACAUACAAGUAACAGGUUUUAGAAAACUAGAAAAAAUGACCUAAUAAAUAGUUUUUAAUUUUGCCGAAUAAAAUAAAUGAAUAAAGAAAGAAAGAACGAAGGAAAUAGAAUAUCAACUCUCUGUUUUUACUUUCACUAUCUGUCUCUAUCCAGUUUUUUUGUGCUGAUCACUGUACUCCAACGUUAUAUAUCCUGUACAUGUACACAUAGAGAUGGAGAUAGUGAUUUGCGAUUGAAGCUACCGCUAAUAUAUGUAUGCAUCGUAUACUUACUAAAACGUAAUAUCCCUCACAACAUUUUCUUGGCACAAUUUACAGACACGUGUGGAUAAGGUAUGACUUGAUGGUUUACCAAGACUUUUGCUAGAAUAGCAUAAAAUAUGCAUAUGAUGCAAUUUCCUUUUUAAUAGAAUUAACUUCUUUCUUUUUUCUUUUGAUCUGGGGUAUUUUGUUUGUCGGGCAUUUUCAUGAAAGAUGUCCACUUUGUAAAAUGUUUUCUUAUAUAUAGCGUGUAGCACCUAUCUAUUUUGGUCAUAUCAGAGCAAUUGGCAGGCGCUCAGAAAAACUAUGAGAAAAAUAAUAAUCCGUAUACAACUGAAACAAAUUUGACGUUACCCGUAUAUAAUUCAUAUGUCUCUAACUAACAAUUACGAGAACUCGAGUACAAAAUUCAAGGAAAACCGACGUUUUAGGCCUACUGUACAUGUAAUUAACAAAAAGAUCCUCACUUCUUUGAGCAAUGUGUAUAGCACCGAUGACAAUUAAUUCUUUCACUAGCGAUCUAACGAAA
Lingula anatina is the source of this 6965-nucleotide messenger RNA. RefSeq lists its product as uncharacterized. Gene Ontology annotation, biological process: protein phosphorylation. Gene Ontology annotation, molecular function: ATP binding; protein serine/threonine kinase activity. Lineage: Eukaryota; Metazoa; Brachiopoda; Lingulata; Lingulida; Lingulidae. The record is from RefSeq and is a predicted model, not a curated record.